Penicillium malachiteum is the source of this 1614-nucleotide messenger RNA. It is a transcript of the gene rlmA, whose product is annotated as SRF-type transcription factor RlmA. Gene Ontology annotation, biological process: positive regulation of transcription by RNA polymerase II. The record is from RefSeq and is a predicted model, not a curated record. Gene Ontology annotation, molecular function: DNA-binding transcription factor activity, RNA polymerase II-specific; protein dimerization activity; RNA polymerase II cis-regulatory region sequence-specific DNA binding. Bases 1 to 1614 code for a protein of 537 amino acids. Lineage: Eukaryota; Fungi; Ascomycota; Eurotiomycetes; Eurotiales; Aspergillaceae. The transcript is spliced from 5 exons.
AUGGGUCGCCGAAAGAUUGAGAUCAAAGCAAUCAAAGAUGAUCGCAACCGCUCAGUUACAUUCCUGAAGCGAAAAGGGGGUCUCUUCAAGAAGGCGCAUGAGUUGGCCGUUCUGUGUUCCGUCGACGUCGCAGUCAUUAUCUUCGGUCAAAACAAGAAACUCUAUGAAUAUUCAUCAUGUGAUAUGCCCGAAGCCCUCGGGCGAUACCAAUAUUUUGGGGGUCCACAUGAACAUAAGGGUCCUGAAGAUUUUUCCGGCAAACGAGACGACGACGAUGAUGAAGAUGAUGAUCAUACUCCAGCACCCGAGGAAAUGCAAACCCAACAGACUCACUCCAUUGUUCCCCCGCAUCUUCACCAACAACCCGGUUUCCAGCAUAUAAAUCAUCACCCCUCUGCGUCUCCACCAAUUCCGAAUGGCCUCCCAAUACGACAUGGUACACCGCAAUCUCAAAUCUCCCGCCCUUCGUCUAGAAAUCAUAUUCGUCGCGUAAGCUCAAAUCUCGGACCGCACCAACAACAUCAACAUGCCACUCCGCCGCCACCCGCCGCACAAAAUGGCUACUAUAUGCCUAACCCGUCAAUGUAUAACCCCAAUGUGCACUCUGCGAUGAAUCAACCUCGACCUCCACAAUACGCCCAGUACACGCAUCCCCCGCCAUCCCAGGGAACGCCACCCCAAGGAAUUACUCAUCCCCACGGUCUACCACCUCAACAGCAAAUGCCCCAGCAACAUUUCCAGCAUGCCCAUGCGGUAGCAACUCACCAGAUGGGAAUGCCUCCUGGUUCACACGCGCCGGUACAGCAGAGCCAGGAGCGCGGAAUGCCUGAUAAUCAAGAUAAUACGUCGGGUGGUCUGAAGCCGGAACACAGCCAAUCACCACCCCAGCCGAAAUCUCUAUCCAAGUCCCGCAGCAUCUUUACGCCUAUUGACGAUCGAGGAUCGGUUCUAGCCCAGCACUUUAGAGCAGGUUCCAUGUACGAGACGGCCCGGACAAACCACAAUAUGAAGCCCGACCCGCCACGCGACGAUUCAUUAGUACCGAAGGCACCCCAUAUGCAUGUCGUUCCAGAACCUCGGGCACAAUCGAUCUCAUCGACUCCAGAACUUAAACCUCCCCAGCGAACCAAUAGUGCUCAAAUGCAAUCUAAACGACCGCAAUUGAAAGUUCAGAUCCCAAGCGAGAGCUCUGAUCGUGGUAGUGCAACGGGUGAUUCCUCCUCACGCGAUUCUGCGGGCAAUAAAACUACGCCUGCUAAGGGCAGCGGGGAUAACCCUCCACCAGGGGGUGUCGUUCUACCCCCACCUUCACCUUCAGCGGGGGCAAUUCUUAGCGCAGGCGCCCAAGGCCCCCCCGAACCCACGCCUAUCUCUGCGCUUCCCAGCCGCUUUGUCUCCGAUGCCUUACUCCCAUCGCCUUCUAGUUUCUUCCCUGAAUGGGGUUUUGGUCGUUCCGGACCAGACUCCAGUCUCCUGCCAAGUCCUCUCACUUUCCCCACUCCAGCCGUGCAGAGUGGACCAAGUUUUGCCCGAGAGGACGAGCAGGAUAAGAAACGCAAAGAACCAGAUGGGGGCUCAAUGGACAAUGGAACAAACAAAAAACCAAAACCUUAA